UGCAGCUCCUUGACAGAAUGGAGCUUACGGCGCCCCGAUUUUUGAUUUUUUCAGGGUGUUUACUUGUCUUCUUUGCCCUUUUAGGGACGACAGGAGCCUGGACUGGGAGUGUAUGUAGCAGAGCAGUCAAAGCUUUUCGCUACCAGAGUUAUUGCUACUACUUGACAUGGCUUCGUAACCAGCUUUAGUGUACAAGGAUAUCUUUGGAUGGCAGAGUGAAGAAUGCAAGAUUUAGUUCACUGUGACGGAUGACCCACAGAGAAGAUGUACCUUCUCAGAGAAAAACAUUCAGCUGCCAGGGCUUAUCAGCCUCAAAUCCUUUCACAAACACAGCUGAAAUGUAGAAUGAGAGAAGAGAGUUUUAAUCUAGGAAUAAAUUCCGGAGACUGGUACAUGUUAACCUUCACGUUUUCUGCUAUGACAGGCGGUUACAGAAACCCGACAAAUACAAAGAACGACCAACCUUAAGCUACGGAGUACUACACCGGAAGUAUCCAAACAAUCAAGGUGAUGCAGUUCCGAUUUGAUUUUGAAGAUCAUGUGCACUGCAACAGCUCCUGUCCAUCACGGUCAUAAUUGGAAGUGGAAAAAGACAUAACCACAUGUGUCGUAAUAAUUUUCUACAUUUUGUGCAUCCGGUAUAUCUGUCUGUGUUAAUUAGUUAACGAGUUCUGUUAAUAUCUCCUAUCUUUCUUGUGUAUUUCAAUUCAACAUUUCUCACUUUUUUUAAAAUAUUUAAAAGUAGAUUCUCUAACAUCCUCAAAAACAAAAAUAAUUCGUAUGAAUAUGUUCAAAUUAUUUGCCCAAAUAAAAACAAUUCUAAGAAGCUUGAAGACCGAACGUGGUAAAAAUCUGACCAUGCGAAACCAAAAACUAUUUGCAAUUGUUAUAGAUAAAUGUUAUUAUUUUGACUAAAUAUGGGCCAUCUACCUAUUUUCACUAAUGGAAGAUUAUGCUUUGUUCAAGUCACCUAUCAACGAUCGUUGGUCUGGCUGUUUAGAUGCAUUCAGCGGGAUCGCUGAUUAUACAUUGGAAGUAUUUAAACUGCAGCCAAAUCAACAUUCCAAAAUUAUAGAGGAGCCUGAUCCCCUUGGACCUGUUAAUAUGCAUCGAAUGAACCACACCACUUCAUCUAAUGUUUUCACCAAAACGCAUACCCCUUCUGAACCUGGAAUGUACAGCCGGAUUUUGGAGAUCAGAGAUGUAGCUAACAACUCUGUCUACGUCAGAAGAUUCCCUCUGUAUGACCCAGUAUCAGUAAGCACGAUCAGCAAUAAUAAUAAGUGUUUGUAACUUCUGCUGAAGCAGACUCUGGGCAUAAAUGGCAGUCCUGGUAUGGGAACUCUACUGGCGGUCGAACAUAUAUAGACAUUACUUGUAAGGAUUACUUCUUAAACACACUUCACGAAAAUAACUGCUUCCUCAACUCUAUCAGUCCCUAUCCUAUUCAACUGGAUGAUGGAGGAAGACGUGGGAAGGAUACAAGAGGAUAUUCCCACGGUUUGAGGAUAACGAAGGAGAAAGGAAGACGGCGAAGAUCCCCAACGUCCGGGGUAUUGUACGCUUCGGCACUAUGACUGACUAUGAUAAUAGUCGUGGAUUAUCGCUGAUAGAUCCUCCUGGCGUACACUGACUGGUAUUAAAGAUGGCGACACUGAGCUUUGUAAUCCAGGCGCCUUUGAGGACGGAAGUACGGCAAAAGUAUGGGUUCCCGCUCACGACGCCAUGGGAAACACUAAAAUAGAAACAACACUUGUUCAUUUUGACAUGUCUCGGCCAGAUGUCAUCACUGAACCCUCAAUACAAGCCAAGAUCGAAAGCGGAACCUUCCCGUUUUCCGGUCUGUAGAAUAAUUUAUAAAUCAGUAUUCAAGGUAAAGGAAACUUAUAGUUAGAAUUUACAAAGAGGGAUUUCGUUUACCUGAUGCAGAUAAAAUGUUCAUAUUACAAAUAGGGCAAAAGGAAGUUGCCCACGCUGAAUUGUGACAAGUAACAUACUUUGCUUAAACACAGUAUUUUUUCGGCGAUAAAGUGAAAUAGGCCCUUUGGACGAUAAUCUCUUUACACUUUAAUCAGAUUGCUACAAAUGUAGUUCGACAUUUCAAUAGUUGUGUUUGGAGUAAUUUUUUUCUCUAAGUGUCGAUAUGGUGUACUGUUUGUUAUAUUAAUAUCUUCUUCAUAUAUAAACAAAUAUUAACAGAAAGUUGCAUAGUCACUUUCAAAAUUCAGAGAAGCCCAAGGUUAAUGACAGCAAUACUUAAGUAAAAAAUAGCCUGAUUUUCCCUUAUUUAUAAUAUUUUCAAAAAGUUUGCGAAGGUAAUGCAAAAGAUAAAUGUACGUCUCGAAUUUAUAUAAGACAACGACAAUGGGACAGGCCCUGUAAACAGUAACGCACAUAAACAACGAAAUGACUAACAUGGACGCUAUUAAUAGACAUAGAGAAAUACCCUAUAAGACAAAGACAGCAGGUCACGCCCUGUAAACAGUAACGCACAUAAACAACGAAAUGACCCUUCGAGGACAACAGCCGGACAAACAAGUAACAGACAAACAUAGACAUGAUACAAAUACAGGACUAACAUGGACGCUAUUAAUAGACAUAGGGAAAUACCCUAUAAGACAAAGACAGCAGGUCACGCCCUGUAAACAGUAACGCACAUAAACUACUUUGUCCAUGUGCCUCCUGUAUUUGUACCAUGGUUAUACUGUUUUUGUCUGUAACCUGUUUUAGGAUGGCACGGGACUUUUUGUCUUUUUGAGUGCAGUGCUUUUCUACGGGACACUCUUCCAUAAUACGACAUGGACAGCAUGGCUACGAAUUUUCCGACUACGUUUGACUACGCCUAGUCAAAGAACAAGGCAUAUUCACGGAGCUUCAACGACGACAUUAUUUACUAUGGUGAAGUGGAUCUCACGUCCGAGCCAUGGGCACUGUCGGGGAAGAAUCUCUCACUAGAACAAGAAAUCAGGUCCGGUUGUUUUGCCACCACAUGUUAUCCAGUCAACACUCGGAUGCUGAUACCAUCGUAAUUAAGCCACUGAAAAGUCGAUAAAAAGAUCACUAACACGCUCGGUAAUUCAACGGCAGUGGCAGUGACCUUGAAGUAAAAUCACACGAAAGACCACAUUCUAUAUAGCGAGCAGGCUUAAACAUCAGAGGAAAUGUCAGGAACGGAAGAAAUUGCCAGACUUGUUCUGGUGGACUACAUUACAUUUGGGUCAGCUAUACUCAUUUCAAUUUCUAUCGGUAUAUAUUUUGCGUUUGCGGGAGGGAAACAGAAAACUACAAAUGAAUUUCUCAUGGGAAAUCGUCACAUGAAGGUACUUCCGGUUGCGCUGUCGCUAAUGGUAACAUUUGAAUCUUCCAUCACGAUGCUUGGAUUUCCCGCGGAAGUGUACGUGCAUGGAAUUAUGUUUUGGUGGGCGUUAUUUUCCUUUAUGUUUGCCAAUUUUAUUGGAGUACUGAUAUGGGUUCCGCUGAUUCAUCCACUCAAAGUCACCAGCCUUUACCAGUAUCUGGAGCUACGAUACAAGUCUCGUGGAAUCCGCCUCCUAGGGACCAGUGUGGCGGGUGUAGGAACAAUAUUUUACCUGGGAAUAGUACUUUAUGGUCCCGCAAUUGCCUUAGAUGCAGUCACAGAAUUUCCAAUAUGGGCCUCCAUAACGUUGGUAGCUGCGGUGUCUGUCCUGUACACGGCUAUAGGCGGUCUUAAGGCUGUGAUCUGGACAGAUGUGUUUCAGUGUCUUGUCAUGCUGAUAGGGAUGUUUUCAGUUAUUAUCAAAGGCACCAUUACUGCUGGAGGGUCAGCGAAGCUGUUUGAGAUUGUCGGUAAUAAUGGAAGACUUAAUUUCUUCAAUUUUGACCCCGACCCGUUUGUGCGUCAUACCUUUUGGAGCCUGUUGAUUGGAGCAACUAUACGGACAAGUGGUCUGGUAUUCAAUCAGUCGUCCGUACAGAGGAUCAGCUCCAUGCCUACACAACGUGCUGCCAACAAAGUCCUCUUAUUCGCUGGUCCCGCCUUUUUGUUUACUAUGUCAUUAGCAGCAUUUGAGGGAAUCAUCGCCUAUGCUUACUUUUAUACAAAGGGCUGUGAUCCUUUAGCGUCCAAACAAAUCACCAAUGCUAAUCAGGUUAUCCCAUUCAUGGUGCUGGACAUUUUCAGGAAUCUGCCGGGAAUGUCAGGUCUCUUUUUAGCCUCGCUCUUCAGCGCAUCUUUAAGUACACUGUCAUCCGGGUUAGCAAGCUUGUCUGCUCAGCUGACUGAAGACUUUGUUAAGCCUACGUUUAAGGAUUUGACGGAUUCCAGAACAACAAUGAUAGCGAAGCUUUCUGUUAUCGUGUUUGGAAUGGCAGCUGUCGCAGUUUCUUUUAUGAUUAUAAAUAUUGAGGGCCCAAUCACGGAGGUCACAUACAGCAUUCUUGCAGCGUUUGGUGCCCCGAUGACGGGGUUGAUGUUUUAUUCAGCAUAUUUUCCAACGGCUACCAAAAAGGGUGCUGUGGCCGGAGUUGUCAGUAGUAUGACGUUUAUAUUCUGGAUAUCGAUGGGACAGAGUUUCUCAACGACUCUGAAGAAGACACCGUAUCUGCCCGCGGGUCCGACAGAUCAGUGUGCAGCUUUUGGAGAGAAUAGCACAAGCUUACUAAACACCACAUACUUUUACUCGCCGACGGAACCAACAAUUACUCCAACAUCAGUUUUCUCAGGAUUCCGUGAAAAUGAAGGACUUGACAGACUGUAUGCUAUUUCCUACCAAUGGCUGGGUACCUUGGGCAUUAUAAUCUUCCUCGUCAUUGGUUCACUCGUCAGCUAUAUAACAGGUCGUCCAGAUCCAGCUGAAGUUGAUGUUCGCUACAUUCUUCCAAUUGUAGAUCACGUAUUUCCCUUCCUCCCAAAACGCUUCAGAAAAUGGUGCUACGGUGGUGCACCUUUUGAAAAGCGACAACAACUACUAGAUAAUAUGGACCAAGGAGUCAUGAACCAGGAGGUAAAUUUCAUCAGUGUCGUAGACACAGAAAAGGAGACGAAUGGAAAACCUUACAAAGAGGAAGAAUUGAAUACUACUCAUCUCUGACUUUACACGUAAUGUUAGAUCAGUAUUUAUUCGAUUGCAAAAAAGAUUAGUACCAACGCGUCCUGACGUCAUCGAAAACAUGCUUGCAAGGGAUCGCAAGCUAUGAUAAGCAGACUGAACAUUUAUUUACUUUCAAGAGACUGAUCAACAUAAAUGUAUAUCAGAAAUGGAUAACUGUAUAUGCGGAUUUGUAUCAACAGCGCCAUUUUGGAAACCAACCGUAUUUUUUGAAAUAAUAUGAAAUAAAAUAACAAAGU
Molecule: messenger RNA, 5329 nt
Organism: Mizuhopecten yessoensis (Yesso scallop)
Lineage: Eukaryota; Metazoa; Mollusca; Bivalvia; Pectinida; Pectinidae
Product: sodium-coupled monocarboxylate transporter 1-like
Exons: 23
Coding region: 3162-5072 (636 amino acids)
Biological process (GO): transmembrane transport; sodium ion transport
Cellular component (GO): membrane
Molecular function (GO): symporter activity
Source: RefSeq, a predicted model, not a curated record